CUUCCAGAGGUCGCGUCGACGAACGACUUCGAGCUAUCUCGCGCCUUGAAGGAAAAGGGCCGGCUUACUGGGAAAUACGAACCUCUCAACGAAAAUGCAGCGAUUAAGGGAUUGCUUAUGAACUGGGACACGCUUGCCGUGCAGUAUAAGGACCCGGAGACAGGCAAUCUGUUGCCUAUAGAGAUUAGGGUACCAAGCCAGUACGAUGAUGAGGAAGAGCCAUCGGCGUCAGCCACACAGAAGGGCAAGAGAAAGGCGCCGCCAGCGUAA
Gloeophyllum trabeum ATCC 11539 is the source of this 270-nucleotide messenger RNA. RefSeq lists its product as uncharacterized. The annotation marks the transcript as partial. NCBI's taxonomy places the organism in Eukaryota, Fungi, Basidiomycota, Agaricomycetes, Gloeophyllales, Gloeophyllaceae. The transcript is spliced from 2 exons. The record is from RefSeq and is a predicted model, not a curated record.